AUGGGAGUAGCAUAUGUGAUCGCUGGUCGUAAAAUUGCAUCUCAAUAUGUAGUUGUAUUGGUUGCUUUUCUAACAAUCAGAAGAUCUAAGGCAAAAAGACCUGAUCUGUUUACUUCCAGUCCACCAAUCAAUGUGUCUUCAGUUGAAGAGGAAUUGUUCAUUAAAGAAUUUAUGAAAAGUGAAGAAGCCGAAGAAAAUAAAAAGGCUCAUAAUAAACGUGUUUUUCCUUAA
Molecule: messenger RNA, 231 nt
Organism: Entrophospora sp. SA101
Lineage: Eukaryota; Fungi; Glomeromycota; Glomeromycetes; Entrophosporales; Entrophosporaceae
Source: the annotation of a GenBank genome assembly